Messenger RNA from Durusdinium trenchii, 924 nucleotides. The record is from the annotation of a GenBank genome assembly. Lineage: Eukaryota; Dinophyceae; Suessiales; Symbiodiniaceae.
AUGGUUUUCUUGCACUCAGACCGGGCACUUCUUGGACAACUCUAUGAGGAUUUCCUCAGUGCAGGGGAGGACUGGCUACAAUCGAGCCUUGUCAUCAACUCUAGCCGCAAGGUUUCGAGCAAACGCCGUGGGAAGUACAGGAUGUCCAUGUACAAGGAUCUGAAGAGUCUGUACGGAGCUGGCGUUGCACGCCAGCUCCGGGAUGCCAAAAGGGAUCUCGAACAGCAAAAAAAGGAGGGUGAUCCAAUAGUCUAUUGGUGCGAGCACCCUGACUUCAAGGGUAUGGGGAAGGAGGACCCGGGUUUGCAAGACCUGGAAUUGGUGAGGGUCUGGGAUUCGCUCGUGUAUGAGGAUGAUUGCACAGAUGAGCUGAGCAUGGCCCUGAGCGCUGAAGGGUCCUUUGACGCGGCACAAACCCGUCAGGUGUUGCAUCUUGUCCCCAAGUGUGAGAGAGCCACCGCAGCUGACAUGAACCGCUUGCAAGCGGGGGCUCUUGGGCUCCAUGCUGAUGCCACCGACUUGAAGCCUGGCCUGCAGCAGGAGGACAAUGGUCCGAGGAGGCCCAAAAAGGAGAAGACUGCCGCACAAACGGUGGCUGCCAAGAUCUCGGUACUUAGUGCCAAGAAUGCGGAGAUCAUGUCAUGGUCAGCCAGAGUCUCUGACUCUGACAAGUCAUCUACGCUGAAGGAUGGUUUCCGCAAGGAGUUGGAUGCCCGCAGAGACAACUUGGCCAGUGUGAGGGGUGAAUUUGAAUCCCUGUAUGCUCAAAGAUUGGAUGAUGUCAAGGAUAGACCCGACUUGGUAGCCAAAGUGGAGACUGUCCUUCGGAGUUGUGAAGCGGCUUUGACAAGCUACAAUGGUACAUUGAAAUCCAUCAAGUUGGCGAUUGAUACUCGCUUUGCAACCGAUGUGUUGUAUUACUAG